Messenger RNA from Paramecium sonneborni, 2609 nucleotides. Lineage: Eukaryota; Ciliophora; Oligohymenophorea; Peniculida; Parameciidae. The record is from the annotation of a GenBank genome assembly.
AUGAUAAAAUCUCUAAAGUGUGUAAAAUGUUUAUCAGAUACAAAGGAAAGUUCAUCUUAUAAAGCAAAAUGUGGACAUCUAUAUUGUAACAAAUGUAUUGAUCAAAUAACUGCAGAAGGAGGUGCAAAUUGUUCAGAAAAAUAAUGCUCUAAUUUCUUAAACAUUUCAGAUUUAAUGAAUAGACAAUUUUAAAAAUUAUCUGGAAGUAAUCAAAUGGUAUUUGGGAAAUAGAUUACAAUGUUUUCAGGAGAUCCUAAAAAGAUGAGUAAUAUAACUAUAUUAUAAUAGCAUCACCAUCUUAAUAGAACAAAGCAGGUACAACAAAAUAGAAUAAUCAAAAUUCUAAUACUCCACUUAAAUAAUAGAAGAAUACUCAGGCAAGAAGAUCAAUUUAAGAACGUUCUCCAGUUGUAAUAUAAACUAAAUCAAAAUCUUAAAUGUAGAAAUAAACUGAUAGGGUUCUUAAGUAAUAAAAUAGUACAAAGAUGAUUUAAUAGUAAUAACAAUAAUAAGGUUAAUAAAGAUAAUAAGCACAAAUACAUCAAUAAAAAAAAACUUAAUAAAAUAUGUAAUCACCAAAACAACAAUAAUAACAGAAAUAGAUACAAUAAAAUAUAUAAAUAUAAAAGCAAGAAAUUAAAGUUAAUAUUGAAGAUAGAAUGACUCAAUCUAUCUCUUAUAAAUGUGAUUAUUGUAAUUAAAAUAAUAGUGGAUUGUUUCAUAAUGAAAUAUGUGAUCAUAGAUUAUGUUAUGAUUGCCUUUAAAAAUAUUAUGAUGAUUAUUGUGUUUGUUUUGUUAAAGAUUGUGGAUGGUAAAUUAAUUAAGAAUAAUUAAAUUAAUUUAUGUUGACAUAUGUGACAUUUUAAUUAGGUGAAGUUGAAGAACUUAAACUUAAAAGAUAAUAAUCAUCCACUGAUUAAUAAGAUAUUCUUAUUAGUAAAUUUUAAUUUGAAGAAGUAACUUUAUAACAUAUGUAAAUAUCUAAUAUGAAUGAAUUUAUUAAGACUUUUGAUGAACUAAAAAUUAAAGAAAAGAAUUAUAUUGAUCUUAAAUUCGGUCCAAAUGAAAAAAGUGUAGGAUCUAAUUAUUCUGUUAAUUGGGAAAGACUCAAUAACAUAUUUAAUGGAGAUUAUUAAUUUUUUGCAAAGGCAAAUGAUAAUAAAAGAUUUGGUCUUGGUAAAUAUAUUGGUCCUCAAGAUAUAAUUCAAGGAUAAUUAGGAAAUUGUUAUUUACUUGCUUCAAUAUCUGCUUUAGGAAAUAGAAGACCUGAUCUAUUAUUAGAUGUAUUUAUAACUAGAGCUAUAAAUGAAUAAGGAAUAUAUUGUGUAAGAUUAUGUAUAGAUGGUUUAUGGAAAGCUAUUCAUGUGGAUGAUUAUUUUCCAGUCUAUCCAAAUUUAACACCAAUAUUUACUAAAGCUAAAAACAAUGCUAUUUGGGUUAUGGUAUUAGAAAAAGCUUGGGCUAAAUUAUUUGGAUCUUAUUAGAAUAGUUCUUCUGGUUCAAUGUAAGAAGUAUUAAGAGCAUUAACAGGAGCACCUACAGAAGUUAUCUGGACUUAAUCACCUGAUUUUAUUACUUUAUUAAGAAGAUGUCUAGCUAAUAAAGUUAUUAUGGUAGCAGCUACAUAAAGUAGUGAUGUUUAACCUAUAACUUAAGGUUUAGUACCUAAUCAUGCCUAUUCUGUUCUUAAAAUUAAAUAAAUCAAUCAUCCAAAAAGAGGUUAAGUUGAACUUAUUAAAUUAAGGAAUCCUUGGGGAAAAAAAGAAUGGACUGGAGAUUGGGGAUAAGAUAGUCCAUUAUGGACUCCUUAAUUAAGAUAAGAACUUAAAUUAGAUACUGAAGAUUCUGGUGUAUUCUAUAUGGAUAUUGGAUCAUUCAUGCAAUAAUUUAGAGAUAUACAUACUUGUCAUGUUAAACAAAAUUAUUAAUAUUCAGCUACUUAAAUUAAGUCUAAUAAAAAGAAGGCUGUCUAUUAUUCUUUCAAUAUUACAAAGGAAGGAGAUUAUUACAUCACAAUCAAUCAAAGAAAUCAAAGAUGGGCAGGAAAUCCAAAAUAUAGCUAUGCCAAAUUAUUAAUUUGUAAAAAAGAAGAAAACAAUAAUUAUACCUAUAUUAAUGGUAAAUUUAGUUAAUUUGGUGAAGUUUGGUGUAAGUGUACUUUGAGUAAAGGUGAAUAUAUUAUUUUUGCUAAAGUCAUUUGGGAGCAUCAUUAAGAUUUUUUCUUUGUUAUCUCUUCAUAUGGAAUUGAAAAAUUAGAAUUCAAAUAAAUAAAAAAGAUUCCUGAUAUGCUUUCCAGUGUCUUCAUUAAAAAAGGUUUAUUAUAACAACCUAAAAGAAGCUAUGAUACUAUGGGAUAACCAAAAAUUCAAAGUUGUUAUAAUUUAGAUAGAUUAGAUGGAUGGGGUUAUUAUUUUAUUGAUAACUAAUCUAGUGUUAAAUUAAUUAGCAAAAUAUCAUUUCAUAAAUUUUAUGGACUUAGAUUUUGUAAACCAUACAGAGGUGUUACACUCAAUAUUGAAUUACCUCCAGGAAAAUAAUUUAUUGCUGUUAUAAAAGUUUUGUCAGGUUAUGAAAUUGAAUUUACUCAAAAAGUUCAAUUUCAACAAUGA